Pocillopora meandrina is the source of this 16891-nucleotide messenger RNA. Lineage: Eukaryota; Metazoa; Cnidaria; Anthozoa; Scleractinia; Pocilloporidae. The record is from the annotation of a GenBank genome assembly.
UGGCUUUCAUGGGAAGAUGAUCUUGUAUUCUCUUACACCGUUUUUCGUUUUAAUUUUUAUUCCGCGGGCUACAGCAAACCCUUACAAGGUAGGAGAGGUUAAAUGUGAGAAACAAAACAAUUUCAAAUAUGAAUUAAUUUAAUUUUCACUCGGAUUCAAUGCGUAAAACUGUGCUUAUAUGUUACUGCUUUGUUUCGAAUCGAGAAUGUGCACACUUUGUUGACACCAGACGAAAGGGAGAAGAUAUUCGGGGAACCUUUUUCACAAAGUGGUGAGUACAGUGAAAUGUUCUUUUGAGAUCAGCUCAGGUUUCUUUUUGUCUUGUAUCCAAUUUUUGAACAGGGAGGAGUGGCAAUAUAUCAUUCAGAUUUGUAAUUGUAACGAUCGUAGUUAAUCUAGGAAGCCAACUCAUCAUACAAAUUCUCACACACAAGAUAAAAAUUAAUUCAGUUAUUCGUGUUGCAUUGUAAAAAGCUUUAAGAAUUCAAUUUAAAUCUUGCGAAAAAACGGGAGUUAUUUUUUAGGUUAUAUCAAGAUAUAAAUCACAUCAAGUUACAUCUGGCAAUUUUAUCAACUUAGCUACUCAGUUUCCUCAGAUCUUUUCUCUUCCGCCACCAGAUGUACAAAUGGCGAUAAACCUUUUUAUUUAAAAAACAUAUGAUUGAAUUCUAUUCUUUUUGUUCAUGUUUUGAACUGUCGCGAAGCUAAGAACAAAGGUUUUGUUUUGCAAAAGACAGGAAAGGAAAUGUAUCAGUGUGCAAAACCGUUACAACCACGUGUGAGAUCAUGCGUUCGAUCAGAAAGCCUCUUUUAUUUGGCAGAGCUGUUGCGAUCUUCUGAACUUUUUCCUCGCACAGCCGAUAGUAGUAAAACAUUUAACACUGAAAUGUUUCAAUUUUGUGACUUUUAAGCGCAAAUUGCCAUAAUCUAAUGGUAUCAGUAGAUGUAAAGCUAAUUUCAAGGAUUAUUGAAUAGGAGUAUUUUAUCAAAGGUUUCAAAGACUGGAAAGAUUACGGCUUAAUUAGAACCCUUUGUUUGGAGCUCAAAAAAGCUAUGGAUCUUCGUGUCUGAUUCCUGCCGACACGAUCUGAGAAAAAGAUACAGGCAAGGAUUAUUUAGAUUAACUUGGCUGGAAGACAUAUGUUAAAAGUGGUUUCGAAUAAUCUGACCACAAUCUAAGCUGAGGAAAAUUAAAACUGAUUUAAGUCGCAUGUUUUUUGGCAGGAACCCUUUCUAUUUCCUCUGAAAUGCUGGCUAUCGCAUUUCUUAAUCAAUUCAGUCUGAUAAAAGCUUUAAUCAAAUGAAAUUUGAAAUUUUAUGUGAUUACUGACAGAGGUAGGAAUUCUAAGUCGUUCCACCUUAGUUGAUGAAACAGUUAAAAAAUACGAGUAGGUCCAAGUAUAAUUUCGGAAUCGAAGAGGGAAUACUUCUGACGAAUUGAUCAGAUUGAAUCAUUCAACACAUGCAAAUCGAAAAUUCUUAAAAUGCUAUUUAAUCGAAUAGUGCAAUUAUAUUAUUGAGAAAAAUUAUUGACUUGAAAUUACUCUGCAAAAUUACUGCGGUCACAGGUCUGUCAUUUUUAUUUCAUCGGAUUACUUUUUUUUUGAAAAAAGAGUCUCCAAAUACUUCAAGUCGACAUAAUACCACUUUCUGGUUUUACUACGCAAUAAAUAUCUGCAUAAUUGCCACUUAAAUCUCACAGUACGUACUGAUCAUAGAAUGGAUAUUUCAAUGGUAAAAGCAUUGUCGGGGAUUUGGUUUUCAAUCGCGCGGGCCGCAUAAAGACUCGCCAAUCAAUAAGUGAGUCCUAUGCAGGUAGAUAAAUAUCUGCUGGCGACAUAUUGUCCUCCGAUCAUGUCUGUUAUCUUAAACAAAGAACGAUCGAGCCAUGACUAAUGUGAUCUUUUCCGGUUAAGACUGUCUAUAUCUACAAUGUAUCUACAUAUUGAGAUAGAAACAUUAGUUCUUGGAAAAUGUUCUACGAAAUUAUAACUGAACUUUAAAACAUAAGCAAACAAUCGAUUUUUUUAAAAAUAUUUACCUCAUAUCUCCAUUCAGAAUCAGCUACACUUUUACCUUUUAUCUCUAUUCACACUUCAAAACGCUAUCUUACAAUGCUCUAAGUACUAAUGGUUGCAUUACUCCAGUUAGCCGCGACAAGAGUCAUCAAUUCUGCAUAAAUGCGUGCGGUAUAAAAUUAGGGCUAACUAAAACUGUAAAAAUCCAGUGAAGUAUCAUUAACGGCUCAGACUAAAAUAAAGAAAUUGUUAAGUUCAAAAGAUUAUUCAACCAUAAUUAUAGCAUAAUGAGAGGGAACAUUUAUUAGGUCAAUGCAACAUGUAACAACUUCAGCAUGGGUAGAAAAGCAAGGAAUAUUCUCCUGGCUGACGUUUAAAUGCAAACUGUGAUAUACGCCUUUUUAACUCGUGAAUUGCGCGCAUGCGCAAGAGCGAGUUAUAGAUACGAUGUGGGGAAUAGCAUUCGCUCGCUCGAUUGGUCGAUUCCUGUAAACUUUUUUUCGAUUUUAGGCUUUUGAGUGCAUUUGAUAGUUUUUGGCGAGCAAUAAACAAACGAAAUGGCGACCUUUGUUGCUAAGAAUAGUGGUGGGGGUGAAAAAGAAGCCAAUGAUAAUCUUAAAAGAGUGUUUUUUUUUCGUUUUAGUUUCAACAAGCGGCGCCAGCGACUGGCAGGCAUGCUAGGAUUCACACUGAAAUAACAGAACAACCUUCGUUUUUCAUAAAAUUGUAAUUCACAGUCCUUGAACUUGAAAACAAUCCAAAGAUUCAUUGAAAAUAUCACUUACUGCAAAGCGCACGGAGUUUACAGAUGUUCAAAAGCUUUUCUUGUUAUGGCGUGAGAUUGAGGACAAAAUCGAUCAUUACGUUUCGUAUCGUGUGUUUUUCCUGUGUGAAGCAAUAAAAGAUGCCGACGACUGACGAAAUUACAAGUAAGAGAUCAAUACAUGAAUUUUUACAAUGAUAGACUCUGUCCAUCAGAAAACCAAAAACAAAAAUGAUAUACGUAUUUCAAAUGUUUCCAUUGCUCAAAAACACUGAACUUUUUCUUCUUCUUACGACAAUAAAUAUUUAUUUGAACAAAUGCAAAAAUCAUGAAAAUUCACGGUUUGCAUAUGAGAUCAAAUGGUCCAUCAGAAAAGUAGCAUUUUGUUCCUAAUAUAAAGUGUAGUUCGUUUGAAUCUAUACAUCUAUACUAGUCUUUGUGAGAAAGAGGUAAAGAUCAUGAUAAUAUCAAUUUUUUUAGGAAUCUUUUUUUACUGUUUUACUGAAUUUUUGAUAUAACUUCUUACGCCUAUGCCGUCCCUCCAUGAAAUAUUUCUUGGAUGAUGAGCUCAAAUCGUGCACCAUUUCAUUACAUUUUCAUUUCUCCUGAGAAAACAUUUCGUGAUCUUAAGAACUCUAAGAAGUGUUACAACCCAUGCUUUUAAGGGUAAAAUCUAGCUUCUAUCUCACUACGCAUUAAUUUAGUUCCAGAUUAUCACGUUACCCAUCCCGUUCAAGUUGACGAAAGUGCCAACUUCUUGACUCGUGACCUUUCAAAUGGAAAUCACAGAAAGCGCCGAGAUUUAGCAGGAGCAAAAGGAGAACCAAUGUACUUCCACUUAUCAGCGUUUGGCCAAAACUUUCACUUGAACGUAACUUUAAAUGAUGAACUACUCUCACCCAACUUUGUGGUCGAGAUUCGAGGAAAUCAGAGUUCUCGAUUUCAUUUGGAUUUUGAAUAUUGCCAUUAUACCGGCCAAGUAGUAUCUUCAAAAGGAUUGGGAACUAGAGUGGCCGUGAGUAACUGUGAUGGACUGGUGAGUAAUGUUUUGAUACUGCUGAAUUCCUUGCAAUGACAAAAUGUCUUGAUACUCACUUUCACCGAUCAACAAUUCUCUUUCUAGCGAGGUUUGAUUCGUACUCCUGAGGACGUUUUUACAAUAAAUCCAUUACCCGACCGAUUAGGACUGGACAAGAACAAAACGCGAGCUCACGUGAUCCACAGAAGGUCUACCACACCUCUGGAGAGUGUUGGGAAGGCUCUCAGAGUUGAGAAACGAUCCGAAAACUGGUGUGGAGUUCAAGGUAGUAGUUAACGUAAAAAGAAUACUUAUAUAAAAUGUAAUUUUCUGGCAGUUUUUCACUAUUGUGGAACAAUUCAUUACUAAGCCAAACACAAUGUAGACUCGAUGUUCACCUUUUUUACCUCCAAUUUCCGAUUCUCUCAAGAAGAAAGAGGAGCGCAGGUUCAAUUCCCGAAAAACAACUAGAGAUCUAACCUAGAUACAGAGAAACUGCGGGGUUCUUGGAACAGUCCGUUUAGUGCAGCGUAUCAGAUUAAUUUGUGUUCAGCAAAUGCCGAGCGAGUAAUUGACAAAGUAUCAAAUGUGGCCGUUUUAGGAAGAUGAAACUCUAAUUCAUUGCAAUAACCGUUUUAAUUUCAAACAAAAUAUUUUCAGCAGGAUAUGCUCAUGUUCCCCUGGAAUGAGUUCCUUUACCCUUUAGCAGGCCAGUGGGGACGAUCGAAAUUUAGCAGGCGGACGAGCGUCCAUUUUCGUCCGAAGACCCGCGCUGCUUUCGUUCGCCCGCAUUUUCGAUUGUCGCCACUGAUGAUCAAUACCCCCAGUCUUGGCCAAUAGACUUCGCUUGAGGUCGGUUUUCUUCUUGAGCAUUCAUUCCGGAAAAAGCUAUUUAUCAGUACGAAAAUAAAUAUCAUUAGGAGUCAACAAGAAAUCGAACUGAAUACACAUAAGAGUCGCAAGUAGCCACGGUUUUAGGCUUGCACUUGAUUGGUUGAAAAUAUAGUAUAAGUCAAUUUCUAGAUCAAUCACAGAGCCAGUUGCAUAAAACUUUCACAGCCCCGGAUAACUUUAGAAACUCAAGAGGCAAUAAUUCUAAAGUUCGCCACAAAGGUUCAUAACUAUUCCACUGAACUUUAAACAAGUUAGGGUCGACCGUGAUGAAUAUCUUUUUUUUUGCCGUUGUAGACGAACCAAGCCCUAGAAUGAAACGCGCAAUAUUUGAUCUGCCCACCUCAGCGGAUUAUAGCCGGGACUUCACAAUAGAAACGCUCGUCGUUGUCGACAAAAAGAUGACAGAUUUUCAUGGAAUUGAAGAGCUCAAAGUUUAUGUGCCAAGUCUUAUAAAUAUUGUAAGUUUACCUCUCGUUCUAGAAACAUACGUUUAAAAACAUAUAUUUUACGUUUGGGAAAAAAGGGAAAUGCAAGAGAAGAAUACGAUCCAUGAUUUACACCAAUUUGCUAUUAUGUGUAAUUAAAAAAACGUAUUUUGUACAGACGGCAUGGAAGGUUUUUUCUUUCUUUAUUAAUCGAUAGCAUUGCACGUUAGGUUUACAAUCUUUUAGGCGACACUUCCAUUGGAGCGAACGUAAAAUACGUCUUACAGAAGCUGCUGAUUCUGGAGCAUGAUCAGGUAAGCGGAUUGUGUAUGAUCCUUUGUUAACAUGAUUCACAUUUCUACAAACACACAAAAAAAUGGGCAUAAAGUUAUUGCCUACCCCUUUUUUGAAAUUCCAAAGAAUAAUCCAACAUUUCGAAGAUGGACGCCGCCAUUUUGAACACAACUGAGUAACCUGGCCGCAGUUUGCAAACAGCUGAUGCUCAGCUUCUCGCCUUUCUCUCUCUGAAGGUUUCCCUUCGAGAUCUCCUUCUACUACAAAAACCAACACGCCAGACUUCAAUCCACUAAAAAGAAGUGGAUGAGAAAAUUCGCUACAUGGAUGAUUACAGUUAAAUCCGUUUUUAUUACUACGUUUAGCUGUUGCUUUCCAAUUUCAAAAAUUAUCCACCCUUGAUCGAGAUGUAAAACACACGUUUUCGACUCUUCGUAAGCAUUCUUUCGAUUUUCUCCAGCCCUGGUAGCAGUUAGAGGGAACUCUCAAUGAACUUAUUUACUUCAAAUGAUUUCUCGUUACCAUACAGCGGCGCAUAGUGUACUAAGCGCGUAUCAACAUGGCCAUGUAUAUUCAUAUCACUUGUUCGGAUAUUUUUAGGAAGGUCUUGUGAUAAGCCCACAUGCUGGUAACACCAUGGCAAGCUUCUGUGAGUGGACUAAAAGACAAAACAUUCAGGAUGAUAACAAUCCUGAUCACUUUGAUCAUGCAGCUCUCAUCUCCAGGUAGGCAUGAACUUAAGUUAAAGCAGCAAGACUCGCAGAUCAUCUCGCCUUUGCCCAAAAUUUCUAUGCAACAACAAUCUGUCGACAAAUUACUAAUCCCAACGAAAAAUCAUAUCAUAUCUUCUCAUCGUGAUCGCAAAGCGCUUCAUACGUGUUUUUCAGUUUAAGAGGUUCACUAGCACGUGUCGGCCCAUUUCAUUGCAGGUACGACUUCUGCCGAAAUUCAGAUCACCAAGAGAGCCAGAGCUGCGAGAAAGUAUUAGGUGAGGCCUUGAUCAAUGCUUAAGAAGCAAUAUGGAGCUAUAUUUUAUCCACCUACGCUAACAACUUUCGUCGCUGUUGUAGCCGUCGUUUUUACUGUUUUUAUGACUAUUACUGCUUAAUCUUUCGCAAAGGUCUGGCACAAGUCGAAGGAAUGUGCAGUUUAACAGGAAGCUGUACUUUGAGCAAGGAUGGAGGUUUGGGUACGGCUUAUACCAUUGCACACGAGACAGGACACAAGUGAGUGCAGUCGUGAGGUUUGGGUUCGAGACCUAGUCGAGUUGUUGUUUUGUCUUCUUCUGCAAGACAUUUAGUCUAGUCUGCAAGGGAAACCUGAUGAAAUAUUGGGAGGGGAGGGGGUGGGGUUAGUAACCUGCGGAGGACUGGCAUCCACUUCAGGCGGGAGUGGUAACAUUCGUUUCAUGCUACGGAGAUUAGGAUACGCUCCGGAACUUGGUGAUCCACUUGAAUCGAGUGGAAAUUUACCUUUUAUAUUACGCAAGUCAGUGGUAGAGUUGGGUAGCAUAGAGACGCAAUGCUUGUACUCUAAACAAUGAGACACGUGAACUGGGCUCCAGGGUAACAGUUAUGAUUAUGAGCGAAUUGCAUUUGACUCUACAUCCCGGGGUCUACGAGGGUUAAAGUGAAUUGUUAACGUUCUUCGUCGUUACUUCUCACGUUUUGACCAAGGUAAGUAUUUUAUUUCUUCAUUUUUUUAUGUCUCCCAAUUUUCUUUUUCCUUUAUUUUCCAACAGCCUUGGAGCUCAGCACGACAGUGCAGGUAACCCGUGCGCUGAUGUCAAAAACAUCAUGUCCACACGAGCCAGUGGUAAAGAAACAGCGUUUGAAUGGUCUUCGUGUAGUAGACGUUCAAUUCACGCUUUCCUAUCGUGAGUUCUUAUUCCAUUAUGAUAUUAAUUCCGCUUAGAAAAUUCCUCGACCAUUUAAACCACAUGCUCGCAAGGGAUAUUCUUUAAGCUUCUUAUUCGUUGUAUUGUAUUAUUUGCCCUAAGUCAGUGGAGACUAGGAAAAAUUUCUCUGAGAAACUUACCAAGCUAGUUUUGCAACCAUAGCUGUGAAAACAAAACUCUUCAUUUUCUUGCAGGUCGGCUGGAAUAUGUUUGCUUCUAAAUUAAAUCGUUAUUUUGCCACCUUUUGCCCCAAAGAAUCCUUUCCUUACAACGUAUGUUUUGACAUUUCAAUUCUACAAAAUACAACUAUCUGAUUGUAUCUUAUAUUUUUUUGUGGCACUUACAUUUCCUAGCGGUGAUCAUGCACAGUGCUUAAAUGACAAACCACAAAAGACCGUGGAAUUACCGCAACGGCUGCCAGGAGAGUUGUAUAACGCGGACGAUCAAUGUAAACGGACCUAUGGAGAUGAAUCGCGGGAAUGUCCAGCGCCUUUUUUGAAAGCCGUAAGUAAAUGAAAUACAAAAGUCCUUUAGGAGAUUUCCCUCGUCGCUUUUCGUUUGAUGCUACACGGGGUAUGCUUACGUUCGAAUAGGUGGGUCAAAGCUAGGUUUGCAAAUGGUUAAGGCAAUGUAGGUGUGUCGAAAGUAAAGGCAGAUCAGGAUUUUCCUGAAUGAAUUGAUGGCGUGUUAAGAGGGAACAAGCAAUAAAACAUUCCAGUGGUGAAAAGUUCGCGUGCAGUGAGGUAGGAUACAUUAAAGCUCAUUAAAGAGGCACAUCGUCAUAAACAAAGUGUAAAAUAUUGAAUAUUCUGAGAUUUCAUGACAUGGCUCGUAGGCAAACCUAUUUCAGCUUUCGAGUGGGUAAUAGCUGUGUUUCCUGCACUUGAAAUAGGCCGGUAACGUGCUUUUUUUUUAGUUUCAACACAGUAAUAUCAUACCGUGCUCCCAAAUGGUUGUUUGUUCGUACACAAUCAGCGCUUCAGUGCUCUCUUGUGUUUGGUCCUUUAGCAUCUUUUCCUUUUAUUUGUCGGAGCCGACCCAUACAGCGAGAGUUUUCUCUGCUUGCGACGGUUUUACGUGGCUAAAUCUCACUAACAACUUUAGAUUAAGUGAAAAUAAUGAAGGCCAUUGUAGAAAAGGUUUCUGUGCUUAAGUAGUGCUUUGUUUUCGUGCUUUUAGAAAGUUUGCGUUCAGCUGUGGUGUGUUAAACCAGAGAAUGGAAUGUGCGUAACACUACAUGAGCCUGCAGCUGAAGGCACGGAGUGUGGUCAUCAGAUGGUAAGACUGUAGUCAAUGACUGAGCUUAUUUUAAGGUUUUGUAUAUCGUGGGUGCUUUGGUGGGAAAUAAUUUGCAGAGAAAGUCAAACGAGAAAUGAUAAUUCGUUGUUUAUCCACCAGUGGUGCCGGCGAGGGAAGUGCGUCCCAUAUGGUAGCGAGGGACCUGAGGCUAUUGACGGUGGCUAUGGUCCGUGGGGAGAAUGGAGCGGCUGUUCUCAUUCGUGCGGUGGGGGACUGAUAACUAGACAGAGAAAAUGCGACAAUCCCGAGUAAGUUUGUCCUGGAACUUAGAAAUUGAAAAAGAUUUUCUAGAAAUUUGUGUGCCUGCUUUCAAAAAUGUUUACUGUUCAAACAUUUGAAUACAAAGAGUAGUUUAGUACGAUGAGUAGUAGGUGUCAUAUUUUACCAUUUUCCAUCAAUGAGAUAUUCUUUUCAGGCCCCAAAAUGGUGGCAAGUUGUGCUUAGAACAUUCAGAGGAGUUUCAGUACUGCAAUACACCGGUGAGUAUUCGUCCAUGUUACAAUUUACUAGAUUUUUGUUCGUCCCAGCUCGAAUUUCACCUUUUAAGAACAAUUCUUAUUGGUCGAGAUGUGAGAGAGAAGGACUGUUUUUACUUACAUGUCAAGACUUUGCCAAACUUUCUCACCGAUACAAAUCUGUGAGACAACCCAUUUCCAUUGCAAAUUUAACAAAAGAUAAAAGAAACUUGACUUCUGAUUCAUAUUACCCAGAAAUGUCCGGCAGGAACACCCAGUCCAAGAGCAGAACAGUGUGAAUCAAAGCAACAGAUGCGAUUCAUUGAUGGUAACAAAUAUCAAUGGGCAUACAAUCCAGCAAUUCCAGUACCAGGUGAGGUGUUUGUUAAAGGAUCCUUAAUGCAUGUAUAUCCCUGCGCAAGAUUAUAAAUUAAAGCAUACAAUAAAAGCAUUAAAUCGAAAAUUAACAACAAUUUUCCUCGUGUGGUUCCACCUUUCACGUCGCCUACGGUUUGAAUACAGUGUAAGCAGCUGAGAUAGAAGUUUAUGACUACAAGACUUGAAAAAAAAUAUUAAUAAAGUCAAAGUUUUAUCUCUAGUAUCAUGUUUGGCUUUGUCAGUUAAGAAAUUAAAACUCAAAGGUUUCGUUUUCAAUUUAGAGGGAUCAAAAAGAUGUUACAUGCACUAGCAUUUACGUCUACUUGGAGAUUUUUAACGCCAUUACUUAAACAUUUUUUUGUAUUCACUUAGCUACGAAGCGCGAAUUGACAUAAAACUGCUCACGAGUAUGUCGAGUGAACUACUUUGCCAUCUUGCUUCUCGUUUCAGCCGGUCAGCAGUGUAAGUUAUCGUGUAUCGCUGAGGUAGGUAUUCGGCAAUUCGCUAAGUACUCAUUUGGUUUCGUGGCCGACGGAACUCGGUGUGAUGACUAUGACGAAAACAGUGGGCUUUGUGUCGAUGGAAAAUGUCAGGUAAUGCUGUCUUUGUAAAACUUAUUCGCUAAUGCUUAUUUCCGUCAUCCAUACGUUGCUUAUAGCUUACGCGAGACUUUUGAUGCUCAAGAAAACAUUUCUGAAUGCAAGUUAUAAAUCAUAGUCCUACCAACAUGUUGUUCCUUGCCCGAUUAUGCUGAAACAAUUUCCCUGAUAUCCAACCAAAGGGAUUAGGUGAAAAAGUGAUAACAUUCUUUCUUACACACACCAAGAUAGUACAACCUCCUCUGAACCUCUCUCACUCCUCCCUUCUCAAACACACACGAACGCCAUAUACACAGAAACUCUUACGAAAUGUCGGCUGUUCCCUAAAUUUAUUUCAGAAAAAUUAAGUCUAACCCCGCGUUUUUGUCACCCUCUAGCCACUAGGUUGUGACAAAGUUCUCGGCUCCAGUCAAAAGUUUGAUCGUUGUGGCGUAUGUGAUGGGGACGGAACUACAUGCAUUGGCAAAAGGUUAACAUAUAAAGGGCUGCCUAAUCCCAUAAAAGGUCAGUGGAUCAAAGUUUUAAAAUACACGAAAUUAAAACUAAAAAAGCUGUGGACGAAGGUAUUUCAAUAAGCGUGAACGAAAUAAACGAUUUAUUGUAAAAUGAAAGAAAGUGAUCGUAGAUCUGAGAGAAAUUCGGAAAAAGACUCAACUGUUGGCGUUAUUUUUAACUACGUAUAACUGUGUUUACGUGGCUUGCAGAGCUGUGCUGGAAGGGUUUCAUUCUUUAGCACCCCAGUGGUGAAAUACAUGUGAAUUACAAGUAUACUUUAAAUAUUUAAAAAAUACGACAAUCUUACAUUUGACUUUAAAAUUAAAAGUCUAAGGGGACUGGGAAUUACAAGAGUCAGUAGUUAUAUACCAAUGAAAAACGCUUAGGUUUGGUAGGCUAGUAGACCAAGUGACGCAGGCGUAUUCGAGGACCGAUCGUACCAAGGCAUAAAAUAUGUUAAUAAGGUCUUCGGGUGGAAUUCCGGACCGCUUGAGCACUCUUAAGAUGUAAAGACGUUUUGAGGCUUUGGAGACAGUCUCACGCACGUGCUCAUUCCACCCAAGAGUGUCGCUGAUAGUGACUCCAAGGACCUUGUGUGAGGAGACCCGUUCUAAGGGACGUCCAUUGACGCACAAAGGGCCAAGAUCUGGCCGUGUUCUAAGCGAACAAAUCACAAGUUCCUUGCACUUCUUUGGGUUGAGGUUCAUAUUAUUGCGCGACGACCACUGUGCAAUGGCGUCAAGAUCUUUCUGAAGGGACGAUGUACCGCCUGAUGGGAUGACCUCGGAUAUUGUCAGGUCAUCUACAUAUUUCCAGUGGCUCGAUAGUAAUGGAGUUUCAAUCGCGCGAUCGUUAAUCAUCAGGAGGAACAGGAUGGGGCCAAGCUUAGUGCCCUGCGGGACUCCAGCGUGCACGGGCAACCAAGGGGAUACAAUGUUCUUAAUCUUAACAGCUUGGCGACGGCCAUAAAGAGAACUGCAAAUCCAACGGAUAAUAAAACCACGGACCCCAAGGUGGAUGAGUUUAUUGACUAAGAUAGUGUGGUCAAUAUGGUCAAAAGCCUUACUAAAAUCCAGGAAGCAGGCCCUUAAGAACAUACCUGGUUUGUCAAUAGAGGACAACCAGUUGUGCAUCAUAUCCAACAGGCAAUAGAUGGUUGAAGUUCCUUUGAGGCAGCCGAAUUGGCUGAAAUCGAUGAGGUGCACAACAUCCUCAAUUAGCCAUUCAACUACGAAAUCCUCCAGGACUUUAGAGACGAUUGCAGUUAGGGAGAUAGGUCUUAAAUCUUCCCUACCGGUUAUGGGCGUAACCUUGGGUACCGGUGUGACAUUAGAGUCUUUCCAUGCAGUAGGGAAGGAGCCUGAUGCAAUAGAGGUGUUGAAUAUUCGCGUGAUCGGCUCAGCGAGCUCAGCAGCAUAUUCUUUCCAAAUACGAGUCGGAAUCCCAUCAGGCCCAGGGGCCUUAAAGGCGCUGAUGGCAAGUAGCUUUUGUAGACCCUUUGUGUCUCGAUUACGGGCGGUUGAGGGGAUGGUAAGUAGCAGGGCAGUGCACUUGUAUCAAGUGGCUUAAUGUCAGAUAUUACAGAUACAAAAAAACUCAUUAAGGCGUAUUGCGAGAGUCGCGCCAGAGAUAAUUCUGCCUUCCUCGUCAGUAUAACUGAGUUCGUUAGGGCUGCUAGCCUUCCCUGCAAGCUUAUUCACCAUACUCCACCAUUUCCUCGGGUCAGUGCUCUUGAGGUUAUUAACUUUGUUUUUAUAGAACUCGCAUUUCCGGCGGGUGAUAACCUCUCUGACCUUAUUUCUAAGGCGACGCCAUUUCUCCUCCGGGCCAUUUAGAUAGGCGCGUUGGCGCUCUAAUAUGAGAGCCUUAAUCUCAGGUGACAUCCAAGGCUUGUCCAUUGGAUGAAUCUUCACGUAUUUGGACGGAAAGUAGAUAUCGCUGGCUGAUGAAAGAUCCUUAGUAAAUGAGUCAGUGAGAGAGUCAACUGAUGGUGAGUCACCGUCUACUUCUAAAUCACUGAACCAACGGUGUGAACACGCCCACCUCCCAAAAGCGUUUAUUGCCGACUGAGGAAAGCGACGCAUCGGGAUCUUUUUCUUUUCAACGCACAGCGGGUUUAGUUGGUUCAUUGAAAGCGGAUUCCAGUGAACAGAGCUAUGGUCCGAAGACCCUAAUUGUGCGCUGACAAUUGGUUCGCUAAAGUAUUCACUAAAAUCCGUUAAAAUAAGGUCUAGUAUGCUAUUGCCCCGAGUGGGUCUGAUAACUACUUGUUUUAGGUUAUGAUUGGCUAACAUGUCUGAGAUGUCCUGGGUGUUAAAAUCGCCUAAUAACACUACACCACAGUCUGGAUAAGAAGUCUUUACGGAGUCUAGUGUUUCUAUGAUGUACAUUGUGCGAUCUCGCUGCACUUGCGCAGAGGCCACAGGAAAAUACACCACCCCACAUAUAAUACCAGAUAGUGGGCGUGGUAGACGAUGAGGGCGUAGCCAUAGCCACAAACACUCGUGUUCUGGAGACUCCAAGUCAGAUCUACGCUUGAAAGGUAUCUCUGAAGACACGAACGCGCACACGCCACCCCUAUUCGGUUGUGGCGGUCACGUCUCGCGAUGUUGUAACCUGGAAUGGUAAGGAUGUUAUUAUCGAUGUAGUCAUGCAGCCAAGUCUCCGUAAUAAUUGCAAUAUCCAUGUGAAACGUUAAAAGCUGAGCAGUCAACUCGUCCAGUUUGUCCCUGACCGAUCGAGCAUUUGCCAUGUAGAAACUUGGGAAGCUGUAAUUGGGGCGUUUUUGAGAAGUAAUCUUAGUUAGAUUGAUUACUUUCACUGCUCGUUGACGAUUUACUGGUUUACUGGGUCCACGCACUGCGCUGCGAGGUGUGAUCCUGACCGGAAUCGAUCGUGCGUCCUCUCCUAUUGUUCGCGGAACAAAAGGACAGCUACGAGAAUUAACAUAAUCACCAGUAAAGAUGGAGACACAAUUAUUUAAAUUUCUUGAUCUUGAGUUGUAAAUAUUCCUGGAUUGACAGGGUCUUGAAAUCACAGGAAUCGGCAUGUGUUUUUGAGUGAAGGUAUUCCGAAAGCGUAGAAUGCCCAGGUCUUGGAGUCGGUGUUUUAAUUCAGGACGCAAAGAGACGCUAUUAAUAGAGGCAGCCAAAUUACGCAAAGCCGAAGGAGAAUACGCAAUUGUUGGUCGGGUUCGGUCAGAAGUCCUUUGCUGGUCUUGAAUUAAACAGGGUCCUGGUAGAGGGUGAACGUCACCACUUCUAAUGAUGUUUUCUAGUCCGACGGGCCGCAGGACAAACGCUGCUUCGGGCAGACAUAUCAUAACAGGCCCAUGUUUAGUAGUCUUCUGAACAGCGAACUUAACUCGAUGUUUCCGGCGAAAUUUAACCCCUUUGCUUACAUAUUUUCCUCAACAUGUGCACGCCUACAAAAUGAAAGAAUAGCGUCUCUCCUCCAGGCAACUGUGGACGUAAAAAGUUGUUCUGUAACUCUCUCAUCGUUUCUUAUACUCUGUUUUUAUCAACUGUGCCAGGACAUUAUCAGUCGAUCGCACUAAUUCCAGACGGAACGAGAAAUAUCCAAAUUAAGGAACUAAGUGGUUUCAAGAAUUACUUGGGUAAGUUCAAGUCUGGCUGUAAGUUGAUAAUCGCUUCUCUAUCUUCUAUAAUUAGUUAUUCAAUAUGAUAAUUUUAUAACUAUUCGUGUGCCGCGCCCGUUCAUGAACCAGCUUUUACUUUGCGCGAUUAAACCUAUUUUUUUCACCACAUUUUUUUUGGCAUAGCCGUUUCAGUGCUCACUAUCUUUGCUACCAUCAACAGCCAUGAUGACAGUUGCCGGCGAGGAUCUACUCAACAUGGACUUCCGUAUCAAACCUCGUUCAUUCGCGUUUGUCGGCGCUGGUACAAGGUUUAAAUACGUGAGGGAUGAGAACGGAAGGGAGAGAAUAACUGCACAAGGACCCCUCAACCAAGAUGUAGAGUUGCUGGUGAGAAAACAGAUCAGCGGCUGUGUUUGAUCUACCAAAAACGGAACCGGAAAAUCUGACAACACAUUUUAAUCCUUUGUAUUCAUACUGGUCUCUAUACAAUUAUUAUAUGAGGUUGACAAAGAAAAUUGUGUCAAGAUCAUUUCGUUUCUCAUGAUCUUAGUGUAUGAUUCAGCAAGGAUACUAGAAGGUGAAAUAAGAAGCUGGUCACUCUUAAGUGUUUAAGGGUUCAAUGACAGAGGGAAGGGGAUAUCCCUUGACUCUAAAAGGGGGACUGGACUGGGAGAAAAGAAGAAAGAUUCUGGGACCAAAAUUAAUCUCGACGUCGUCAAAUUAUGAGUAUAUGAAUUUUUUUGUCAUUGAUUUGUUUUACCACUGAUCAAUUUCGUGUUUUUCAGUAUCUGGUUCAAUCAUGGAAGGAAGAAUACCAAGUCAGGAUUCGUUAUCUCGUCCCUCGUUUAAAGGAGGCAAACGACGACGAUACGAGAAUUGAGCGGAGCCUUAAGCAGGACGAAGUCACUUUCCAAUGGAUCAGGCGAUCUUUGGGCUGCUCCGAGACCUGUGGUGGAGGUUGGUAGGAAAUUUUUUAACUGAUUCAUUACAAUGGCUAGAAAAGGAACUAAGUUUAUUAUUAUUUUUCUAAAUUCGAAAACCUCUUUUUGAUACUGCAGGAAAGUAAUUUGUGCUGCUUACAAAACAAAAAUUGUUCGUGAUCUUUAACAGGUAUAGAGGUACGCAGACCAACCUGUGCUCGCGCUGAUGACGGAUCCAUUGUCAGUGACCACUACUGUAAAGGAGAAAAGCCUGAUGAAGAGAAUUCUGAGUGUAAUAUUCGAAAAUGUCCAGCUAGGUAAUAAAAACUUAACUACUAUUGUUUUUCUCGUUUUCCUCGAGUCAUGAUACCUCAUAAUAGGCACGAAGAGCAUUUCUUAGUAAAAUAUGUCUCUCCCUCAGAUGGAAAACUGGAGAAUGGUCCGACUGCUCCAAGACCUGCAACGAUGGAAACCCUGGGGAGAGGACGCGGGAGAUAAUGUGUGUCGAUGAAUUUCAUGAAAUCGAGACGGAAGAUUCAGAAUCUUACUGCGCAGGACCAAAACCUGCCACACGAGAGACAUGCGCAAUGCAACCCUGUCCUGCUGAGUGGGUCACACUUUCGUCAGGUCCGGUAAGUCAUUAAGGGAGGGUGUGAGACUCAGUGAUCCAGAAAUAAACUCCGCCAUUCCAUUUUAGGGGGUAUAGUGCAUUUUCACAGUGGAAUAAGCUGCUUACAGGGAUAGCCGAGGUAAUAUUAAUCUCAGAAAGCGUGGGAUGGUUAACUUAAUCUUAUAAUUAGCUGAUUUAAAAAAAAACGAAAAGCACGGGAAAUGAAUUGAAGUUGUAGGGGUCGGUGUAGGAAUGGUGUGGAAAGAAGAAAGACGGGAAUUCCGGGGGAAAUCUCGCGGAUAGUGGCUAAGUUUCCUACACUACAGAAAUGGGAAGAGCUGCAAAAAGGACUAAAUCGCAAGAAAUUUCCUGGUGUCUCAGAGAAUUGUGCAAGAUGCGAAAAUUACAGAACAUUGCUUAGGCUAGAAAACGCAAAUCAGAAUCAACUAAAUUUCAUUGAUACAACUGGUAAGUCGAAUCUUUCUCGGAAAUCUGACCAAAUCACUUUAGUUUUGGUUUCAUGACAUAAAGUAGAAAAGCAUUCUAAGGUCAAUACUCAUUACGAGCAAAACUUCUUGCUUUUGUUCCAGUGCUCCGCCGUUUGUGGUCAAGGUUUGAGAAUGAUUGAAGUAAGUUGCGUGAGGACAACCCCAUCCAACAAGAAAGUCAAAGUGUCAGAUGAAGAAUGCACCGGCCAAAAGCCUCCCAUUGCGGCCUCGUGUGAUUCUGGGAUUCCAUGUUAAUGAUUCAGGAGUAUUAGACAGAUUUGACGUUGACAGCAAUUGAGCUUAAAAAGAACAAAUUCUUAAUCGUCAACACAUGAAACCAUUAGUUUACAAAUAUUAUGUUUAGCGUUAUAAGUGUUUCAGUAUAUCUUUCUUAACAAGAACAAGCUAAAUUACAAAAAAGGUAGCAACAAAGUAUAUAACAUUGUUACUCAAGGAGCUAUGAGACAAAAAUAUGGAGAACGCUAAUUCAAUGAAUGAGUUAUAAAAAUAAGGUUGAUCUUUCAACUAUAGACAGCUUAUUGUCCAUGCCAACCACGAAGAGUUAAAACGAAGACACUUUCGCUAACAAAAAAGCCAGUGAUGAUUUAAAGAAGAUCCCUAUUCGAUCCAUGCUAGGAAACUGUGGCGCUACUUCAACCAACCAGGAAGUUAAUGCAAAUUGGCGCAACAUAAUGUAUUAUGGUUAACGUUGACUUAACAUUCCACGCGCUUUAGACCAC